GGUAACAGAGAGAAAAAAGAUGAGAAAUGUACCAAACUACCUCCAUCCUUACAUCAUCUUCAUCUUCGUCUUCAUUUUCUUUCCAUCUUUCGGUGUCUAUGCCAAAACACUAUCUGCUACAGAGUCUCUCACAAUCUCAAACAACAAAACCAUUGUAUCUCGUAACGAAACCUUCGAGCUCGGUUUCUUCACUCCCGGAACAAGUUCACGUUGGUAUCUCGGGAUAUGGUACAGCAAAAUCCCUACCAGGACCUACGUAUGGGUUGCCAACAGAGACAACCCACUGUCUCAUCCCAACGGAUCUCUCAAAAUAUCAUCAGACAACAACCUCGUCAUUUUCGAUCACUCCUCCGACACACCUGUUUGGUCAACGAAUCUAACCGUUGGCACUAUGAGAUCUCCACUGGUGGCAGAGCUUCUCGAUAACGGUAACUUCGUGCUCAGAGACUCCAACAACAAUAACAACGAGUACUUGUGGCAGAGUUUCGAUUUUCCAACAGAUACUUUGCUUCCGGAUAUGAAACUGGGCUGGGAUAAAAAAACCGGUUUAGACCGAGUCUUGAGAUCCUGGAGAAAUCCGGAGGAUCCAUCGAGCGGCGAUUUCUCGGUUAAACUCGAAACCAGAGGGUUCCCUGAGUAUUACGUAUUCAACAAAGAGUCAAUUAUCUACCGGAGCGGUCCAUGGAUCGGAAACCGGUUUAGCUGCGUACCGGAGAUGAAACCAAUUGAUUACAUGGUUUACAUUUUCGUAGCGAGUAACGAAGAAGUGACUUACUCAUACCAAAUGACCAAACCCGACGUAUACUCCAUACUAAGCGUAACCUCGACGGGAAACAUACAACGACGGAACUGGAUCGAGACAGCGCAGACUUGGAAACCAUUGUGGUACCAACCAAAGGACAUAUGCGACAAGUACAAACAGUGUGGGAGUUACGGUUAUGGCGAUUCCAACACCAUACCGAACUGUAACUGCAUCAAAGGGUUUGAGCGACGAAACGAGCAAGAGUGGGCUUUGAGAGAUGAUUCAGCUGGUUGCGUGAGGAAGACGAGGUUGAGUUGUGAUGGUAGAGACGGGUUUGUGGUUCUGAAGAAGAUGAAACUGCCGGAUACUACGGCUACGGUUUUGGACAGAGGAAUUGGGUUGAAGGAGUGUGAAGCCAAGUGCCUACAAGAUUGUAACUGUACGGCGUAUGCUAACACGGAUAUUCGUGACGGCGGGUCGGGUUGUGUGAUUUGGAAGGGAGGGCUUUUGGAUAUCAGGAGUUAUGCAAAUGGUGGUCAGGAUCUCUACGUUAAACUAGCGGCUGCUGAUCUCGGUUAG
Messenger RNA from Raphanus sativus (radish), 1321 nucleotides. RefSeq names its product receptor-like serine/threonine-protein kinase SD1-6. The coding region runs from base 20 to 1321 and encodes 433 amino acids. The transcript has a single exon. Gene Ontology annotation, biological process: recognition of pollen. NCBI's taxonomy places the organism in Eukaryota, Viridiplantae, Streptophyta, Magnoliopsida, Brassicales, Brassicaceae. The record is from RefSeq and is a predicted model, not a curated record.